Molecule: messenger RNA, 2253 nt
Organism: Rosa chinensis
Lineage: Eukaryota; Viridiplantae; Streptophyta; Magnoliopsida; Rosales; Rosaceae
Exons: 1
Coding region: 1-2046 (681 amino acids)
Source: RefSeq, a predicted model, not a curated record
AUGGGUAGUUUUGGUAAAGUGAAAGUGUGUUUCCCUUCCCCUCCGUUAGAUUUUGAAAUUCAGAUCUCUGCAAAGUCAGAAACAGAGAGUGAGGCUAUUAUGAACCGAUCGUUGUCGUCAAAGGCGGCGAAGAAGCCGUCUCCGGCGCCGGCGAAGAAGAACAAAAAAGAGCAGAGCCUUCGAAACCCGUUGCAGGAUCUCAAUGUCAUUAGUACUAGCAACCAUGGGAGCGAGGCAUCUUCUUCUUCAAUGUCCAUCGAAGCCCCACGAGGUUGCCUCAGGUUCUUUCUCUCUCACUCCUCUUCCUCUAAUUUAAAAACCCCUAUACGCACACGCACCAGCACCAGGCCUAAAACUCUCUCCAAAACCCCUAAAUCAGCUCCUCUUGUGAGGCCUCCUAAGGACAACCCCUCCAAUUCCAAAUGCAAUGUUUCCAAACACAACCCACAGAAAUCAAAAUUCAAGACUAGUUCUUCUUGCUUGUAUCACUGGCAGCCUGGGAACCUACCUAGUUGUAGGAAUGGGCUCAAGUUGAAAGCUUGUCCAGCUUUGAACUCGAAAGGCAAAUCCUUUGAACAAAGGGUAGUUAAUGAUGAUGAUGUAGGUCAACCCAAUGAGCUUAAGUCAGGUUCUAGUGAUGAUGCAACUUUUACUCCCUUAUGUAAGAUACCUACCGGGUUGGGUUUGGACCGCAAAGUCGAUAACACUGAGGAUGUGCAACAGAAUUCUGACGACAAGAGUAAUAGUACAACUCCUCCUGUUCAGGCCUCUGUGUCUCCAGAGAUACAAUUUGGAUCCUCUGCCGUGUCGUCAGCCUCGCUGGCUUGUUAUGCUGCAGGCCAUGUUCUUUCGGGGGUCGCUGACAAGAGGAAGUGCAGACCUAGGGGAAUUCUCAAUGUAGGCGAGAAUGAUUCAGGCUUUGGGAAAGGGAAGGCUUUAUGCAGUUUUGAGGAAGUGGUGGAGGAUGACGAUGCCACUGGCAAAGGAAUGGUUGGAGAUCCUGAUGCUUCUAUGGUUCCCUUACCUACUGAAGCUUCAAUGCAUUGGAUUUUAUCACCAUGUAAUGAGGAAGAUGAGGAUCACAAGGAGCAUUCUGAAUCUAGUUUUCAGAAUCCUGCAGGGUCCCCCAAUAGUGGUCGUGAAUUCUCGUCAGAUGUAUGCUGCCAUAACAACUAUGAAAGCACUACUUGCCGUAGCAGGAGGAAUACUUCCAUUUCUCCUAGUGGAGUUCCUAAGUUUCAAGAAUUUAACAAUGAGCAUGUGCCUGUUUUGUCUUCUCCGCCUUCUACACCUGGUUGUGAGGCUCUACCCUUGAAAGAUGAAAGACAAUACAUUUAUGAGUUUGAUGCAGAGAAUUCUCCGUUUUCUCUGGCUUCACUGAGUAGUGGGAAUGUUAUUCUUACACCUCAAUCAGACUCUAGUGCAGAUAGACAUGCUGGCCUGUCCUGGUCUAAUACAGACAACCAUAGGAAACACUAUGAUUCUGAACUCAGUUCAGUGGCUGAAGCUAUUCGGAUGGCAAGCUUGUCUCCAAACCGUCAUGAACUGAUUGAGGAUCAGAUUGAUUCAAGUUUCCAAUUUGAUUGUCUAACUACAACUUGUAAUUCGAUCAGUCGAAUCCAGAAAAUGUUGGAUGAUCAGGCUCCCUGGCAUUCCAACUCCACUUUAGAGAAUGUGUCACAAUCCCAGCUGAGGAUAUCAUGGAGAGAAGGGUUAAUGAGCCGUAUGCAUGACAUGGAUGAAUAUGAUUGCUGCAGAUGUUUAUCAGACGAAGAGGAAGAUAUCAAUGGCUGCAGCAAUGACCUUCCCAAAACGUCCUGUCUAAGUCCUGAAAUCACCAACAAUGUUGAGGCAGAUCAGAUUUUAACUGAUACUUCCUGGUCUGCUGAUAUACUGGAUGAUGAACCAGGAGUUGCGGGAAAAGUUAAAGAAGACUUUCCUCCUCAAUCAUGUGCCGAGUCCAUAAGCACUGAUGGAGGCGGCCUGCUUGCUUCAGGGGAUUCAGACUGGAAUCUCUGCUACAAGAAUGAGCUGUUCCAUGUUUAACUAAUUCAUCUUCUCUUGUUUGAUUUCAAUUCAUAUUAGAGUAAGUCUGAUAAUCCUUGUCCAAAGUGGGUUUUCUGGUGGAAAUCGAUUAUUACCACUCAAGGACCAUUGUUGUAUCCUAGUUUUUUUCCACUUGUGUUCAGCAAGUUAAAUUUACCAUAGUUUAAUUUCAAACGUGUAUCAUGUUAAAUACCCAUUCAAUGAGAU